CUACCGUAGAGCAGACACACAUACACAAAUAAACCAGCUUUUCAGGUAUCAUCACUUCUUUCACUACCAUCAUCUUACUCACUCUAUAGAAAUCGCCAUUAAGCUCUCUUCCAUAUUCUCAAACAAGUACACUUCGAGUAUCAUCUUCCCUCUUCCUCUUUUAAUUUUGCUGGUUUGAUCUAAUCGGUUGUAUAUUCUUUCUUAUACCCAGUUUUGUGAUUCUGAAUAUUGUGUUCCUAAUCCGUUCUAUUUUUGGGUUUGUGUUCUUAAUUUAGAACUUUGUUGUUUUCUUCUGUGUUUGUUUUCGGUGUGUGUUAUUUUUCUUUUCCUUUCUGAGUUUGAGUUUGUGUUCUUGAUUUCAGUCUUUGUUGUUUUUAUCUGGGCCUGUGCUGUUGUCUGUUGAUUAUAGUCUAUUUCUAGGUGAAUUUUUUGCAUUCAUUUAUUUUUUAUCAUGAAGAACACAAUGUUGGUGUUGGUUAUGAUUAACUUGUUGAUUAUUGUUCAUGAAAUUCGAUUUUCUUUUGCAAUUUUGGAACCUGUUGAUUUUUUAGCCUUACAAUCGAUUAGAAAAUCACUUGAAGACAUGCCUGGUUCUAAUUUCUUUUCUUCAUGGGAUUUCACCUCCGAUCCCUGCAACUUUGCCGGCGUUUUCUGCGACGGUGACAGAGUUGUUGCUUUAAACCUCGGAGAUCCACGCGCCGGUGCUCCUGGUCUCUCCGGCCGUCUUGAUCCGGCUAUCGGGAAGUUGACGAAUCUCGCUGAGUUUACCGUUGUUCCUGGUCGUGUCAUGGGUAAACUGCCGGCAACAUUGUCAGAGUUGAAGAAGCUCCGGUUUUUAGGCAUUAGUCGGAACUUUAUCUCCGGUGAAAUACCGGCGACUUUGGGUGAACUUCAAGGGCUACGAACACUUGAUCUCAGUUACAAUCAGCUCACCGGAAGUGUUCCUUGGGCCAUCGGAAGUUUACCAACAUUAGCUAACGUCGUUCUCUGUCACAACCAUCUGUCCGGUUCAAUACCUUCGUUUGUUUCUCAGACUCUAACCCGGUUAGACCUUAAACACAACAACCUCUCCGGUUCGAUACCUCCCGGUUCACUCCCUUCGUCGUUAGAAUACCUUUCUCUCUCCUGGAACAGUUUCUCCGGUCCGGUUGACCUUUUAUUACCCCAACUAAACCGGUUGAACUUCCUAGAUUUAAGCCUCAACCGGUUCACCGGUCAAAUCCCCAGUUGUGUUUUCAGUUUCCCGAUAACCAACCUCCAACUCGAGAGAAACCUUUUUUCCGGUCCGGUCCAGCCAUUCAAUGAGGUUGCAAUCCCAACCGUUGAUCUUAGCCACAACAUGUUGUACGGACAAGUGUCUCCACUGUUCUCAACAGUUCAGAAUCUUUACCUCAACAACAACCGGUUCACUGGAUCUGUUCCGACGACUUUGAUGGACCGGUUAAUGGCUGGAAACGUACAGUUGUUGUACCUGCAGCACAACUUUUUGACGGGGGUGCCGAUCAAUCCGAUGGCGGCGAUUCCACUGAGCAGUUCAGUUUGUUUACAGUACAACUGCAUGGUGCCGCCGGUUCAGACGCCGUGCCCGAUCGAAGCCGGUACCCAGAAGACCCGACCCACAUCACAAUGCAUGGAAUGGAAAGGGUAAAACUGGAAAUUGAUCCUAUACUCUACUUCUAAUCAAUCUCGUAUAAAAUAAACUAUUAUUAAACUAAAAGUAUUUUUUUAUUCAUUUGUUUUUACAUCCAAUUUAAUUGAUUUUUUUUAAACGGGAAUUAUAAAGGUUUAUCAUUUAUGUCAAGUCAAAAUUAUAUAUAUUUUUCAAGUUAUUUCAUCGUUUUGCAAUAUAAUAAUGUAUCGUUUUUGCCGUGAAAUAUAAAUUUUAAAUAAGUUGCAAAUAAAAUCCAUAUUUCGAAAAAUUCCAGAUAUAAAUAUACGUCGGUUUUUGAAAUAUGGAUUCCGUUUAUAACUUAUUUACAAUUUAUAUCUUCUUGCGAACAUAUACAUGAUUGUAUUAAACUUAUAUAGCAAAAUGAUGUUUUGAGCAUACAUAUUUUGGAUACGAGACUGGUUAAAUAGAUGUGUAAAAAUAUUAUUUAAAUGAAUACAUACAAGUUUUUUUUAUAGUGAUUGUUGAUGGUUAAUGUGUAUGUUUUCACCGCUGAUUGAUUGUGGUAUGUGAUUAGGUACAUAGUUAACCACGAAAAAAAACUUAGUUGUAUCAAUAUUUUAUACUAUAGUGGUUAAUGUUCAUUUUGAUUUGAGUACUAACAAAAA
This is a messenger RNA of Lactuca sativa (garden lettuce), 2277 nucleotides long. RefSeq lists its product as uncharacterized. The record is from RefSeq and is a predicted model, not a curated record. Lineage: Eukaryota; Viridiplantae; Streptophyta; Magnoliopsida; Asterales; Asteraceae. Gene Ontology annotation, molecular function: protein binding.